This is a messenger RNA of Solanum pennellii, 3177 nucleotides long. Its product is annotated as potassium transporter 11. Gene Ontology annotation, molecular function: potassium ion transmembrane transporter activity. Lineage: Eukaryota; Viridiplantae; Streptophyta; Magnoliopsida; Solanales; Solanaceae. The transcript is spliced from 8 exons. Gene Ontology annotation, cellular component: membrane. Gene Ontology annotation, biological process: potassium ion transmembrane transport. The record is from RefSeq and is a predicted model, not a curated record. Bases 715 to 3096 code for a protein of 793 amino acids.
UGCAUAGAAAAAUUGGCGAACGCCUCUCUCUUUCUCUGUCCGCCGCGCCAGCAGAACAAAUAUGACAUCUCUCUCUUUCUGACCUUGAGAGAGAAAAGUGAAGAGAGAGAGAAGCAUAUGAAAACAAUGGAAUUUUGUGUUGUGAUUCGUAAUUUUUUCUUCCUUAGGAGAGGAACAUAGCAUAUAGUGGGGAAAUGGGGAGGUGAGUUCCUGUUGAAGCCGCAGGCUGCACAGGGACAAACAUAAAGAAAGAAGAAAACAAAAAAAAAAGACUCCCAGAAAACUGAAACUUUUCUUUGUGCAGAGAUAUAUUCAUCUUUUAUAUGUCGGUUCAUGAAUUGGGGGUUUUCUCAUUUCCUCAUAGUUGAAUUUAUUUGGGUUCAAAAUUGAAUUUUGAACCAUUUUUGGGAAAAAGAAGGAGAAUUGGGUAUUUAGCUAAAUUGGGAAAAGAGGUUUCUGAAUUGGUUUCUUGAUUUUCUGUGGCUUUUAUUGAUUGGAGUUGGAUUUUCGAGCUGUCCCCACUCAUGAAAAAUUUAUAUGACUGGUGUUCGUGAACUGUUUCAUUUCCAGUUUUGACUUUUUGGUAAAUUUACUUUGGAAGUUGAUCAGUUCUUUGAAGUGAAUUGAGUGUUCAUUUAGGUUGAUUAGAAAGGUUGGGUGGUUGGAUGUUGUGUAUUAGGUUUGCAUCUUCUUGAAUCAUAGUUGUCUUGAAAGAUGGCUUCAGGUAUGGGGCUUGCUGAAGACAAUGGUGAAACUAAAGGAGACAUGUGGGAUUUAGACCAAAAGAUUGAUCAGCCUAUGGAUGAAGAGGCAGGAAGACUAAGAAAUAUGUAUAGAGAAAAGACUUUCUCGUCAUUGUUGCUUCUGCGGCUUGCUUUUCAGAGUCUGGGAGUGGUUUAUGGAGACUUGGGAACGUCUCCUUUGUAUGUGUUCUACAAUACAUUUCCCCAUGGAAUUGAUGAUACAGAGGAUGUCAUUGGCGCACUUUCACUAAUUAUAUAUUCCCUCACACUUAUCCCUCUCCUCAAAUAUGUUUUCAUAGUUUGUAGAGCAAACGACAAUGGCCAAGGUGGGACUUUUGCUCUUUAUUCUUUGUUAUGUCGCCAUGCUAAGAUAAAGACAAUUCCCAACCAACACCGGACAGAUGAAGAGCUUACAACUUAUAGUCGCAGCACAUUCCAUGAGCACUCAUUUGCUGCAAAAACAAAAAGAUGGUUGGAGGCAUAUCCAUUCAGGAAGAACUCGCUUCUUAUUCUUGUAGUUAUAGGCACUUGCACGCUAAUAGGUGAUGGAAUUCUUACUCCGGCUAUAUCAGUUCUUUCAGCUUCUGGUGGGAUCAAGGUGGACCAUCCAAAUAUGAGUAAUGAUGUUGUAGUGAUUGUUGCUGUCAUUAUAUUAGUUGGUCUAUUUAGCGUACAACACUACGGAACAGACAGGGUUGGUUGGCUGUUUGCUCCAGUUGUGCUGCUUUGGUUUCUUUUAGUAGGAGGUAUUGGCAUCUUCAAUAUCUGGAAAUAUGAUAGCUCUGUUGUGAGGGCCUUUUCUCCUGUGUACAUAUAUAGAUAUUUUAGGAGGAGAAAGAAAGACGGUUGGACAUCCCUGGGAGGAAUAAUGCUCAGCAUCACAGGAACAGAGGCACUUUUUGCUGAUCUUGCUAAUUUUCCAGUGUCAGCAAUACAGCUUGCUUUCACAGUCAUUGUUUUCCCUUGCCUUCUUUUAACAUAUAUGGGGCAAGCAGCAUACCUCAUGCAAAAUAAGGAACAUGUUGUCGAUGCAUUCUACCGUUCUAUUCCAGAUAGCAUAUACUGGCCUGUUUUUAUUGUUGCAACAUUAGCUGCUAUCGUUGCAAGUCAAGCAACAAUCACCGCUACGUUUUCAAUAAUCAAGCAAGCUCUGGCACAUGGCUGUUUCCCAAGAGUCAAGGUAGUACAUACAUCAAAGAAGUUCCUCGGCCAGAUAUACAUUCCUGAUAUAAAUUGGAUCCUUAUGGUUCUUUGCAUUGCUGUGACUGCUGGAUUCAGAAAUCAAAGCCAAAUUGGCAACGCAUAUGGAACGGCAGUUGUGAUAGUCAUGUUGGUGACGACAUUCCUCAUGACCUUAAUAAUGCUACUAGUUUGGCGCUGCCAUUGGAUUCUUGUCCUCAUCUUCACCUUCUUAUCUCUGGUGGUUGAAUGUACCUACUUUUCAGCGGUGCUAUUUAAGGUUGAUCAGGGUGGUUGGGUUCCACUUGUGAUCGCUGCAGCUUUUUUUGUCAUCAUGUAUGUCUGGCAUUAUGGAACUGUGAAACGUUAUGAAUUUGAAAUGCACAGCAAGGUAUCAAUGGCAUGGAUUCUUGGACUUGGCCCCAGCUUAGGACUUGUACGUGUCCCUGGGAUAGGACUUGUCUACACUGAGCUAGCUAGUGGAGUGCCACAUAUCUUUUCUCACUUCAUCACAAAUCUGCCGGCAGUACAUUCAGUUGUAGUAUUUGUCUGCGUGAAGUAUCUUCCAGUGUACACUGUUCCAGAAGACGAGAGGUUCCUCAUGAAGCGCAUAGGACCCAAGAGUUUUCACAUGUUCCGUUGUGUUGCGAGGUAUGGUUACAAGGACCUCCAUAAGAAAGACGAGGAGUUUGAGAGGAAGCUAUUUGAUAACCUCUUCCUGUUUGUCCGGCUGGAGAAUAUGAUGGAAGGUUGCUCUGACUCCGAUGAAUACAGCUUAUACGGGCAGCAAACUCAGCAUUCAGCAGAUUACCUACUGCGAAGUAAUGGCAACUCAACUACAGGAAAUAAUGACUACACAUGUUCGACUGUGGACUCAAUAAUUCCUGUAAAGUCUCCUACUCAAGGGCACAACAACACAGUCACAUCAUCAGGCCGCGAGAGCAGCCAGGCAGAAGCGGAUGAAAUGGAAUUCUUAAAUCGUUGUAGAGAUACUGGGGUUGUACACAUUCUUGGAAACACUGUAGUUAGAGCAAGGAGGGACUCUAGGUUCUACAAGAAAAUUGCUAUCGACUAUAUUUACGCGUUUCUUAGGAAAAUAUGCAGGGAAAAUAGUGUAAUCUUCAAUGUCCCUCAUGAGAGCCUAUUAAAUGUUGGACAGAUAUUCUAUGUAUAAUUUUUGUUUCAACAAAAUGAAUGAACUGAUCAUAUCAAAGGAUAUUAUCCAUCAAUCAUGAGAUGUCUAGUUCACCAAAAA